Messenger RNA from Yamadazyma tenuis ATCC 10573, 687 nucleotides. RefSeq lists its product as uncharacterized. Gene Ontology annotation, biological process: RNA processing. Gene Ontology annotation, cellular component: nucleolus. The record is from RefSeq and is a predicted model, not a curated record. Gene Ontology annotation, molecular function: RNA binding. Lineage: Eukaryota; Fungi; Ascomycota; Pichiomycetes; Serinales; Debaryomycetaceae.
AUGGCUCCACACACCACCUCCACGCACGAGGAACACAUCUCCGAAGUCUCGGAGACGGAUAUCCCCUCCACCACCGAAUCUAUAGUCUCAGAUCACCAAGCAUAUCAUGAAAUGAGUCUAGAAAGCUUGUUUCACCACCUCAAACAGCAGACCCAAUCUAACGAAGAUACGCCCAACGCCAAUAAAGACCGUUUCACACAACUCAAAGAGCGGGUGGACAGGCUUCCUAAGAUCCAUGCCAAUCUUGAAACCACCCUCAAACCACAGGCAAAGAAGGAUAUAGUCACAAUUAAUGAUCCUAUAAUCAUAAAGGCACCAAAGAAAGAUGAGACAGACGACAGUGGCAGCAAAUGGUUCAACAUGAAAGCCCCUGAAAUAACUGAUUCUAUCAAGAGGGACUUGCUAAUUAUCAAGCAGAGAAGUGCUUUGGACCCCAAAAGACAUUACAAGAAAGAUAAGUGGGAGACUCCUAAAUAUUUCCAGAUGGGUACUAUUGUAGAAGGAAAUACCGAAUUCUACUCGAGGAUGACCAAGAAGCAGCGUGGAACCUCGCUCGUUGACGAGAUUCUUCAUGACAACGACUCGCAGAAGUACUUUAAAAGAAAGUACAGCGAGAUUCAAAAACAUAAAACUAGUGGAGGUAAAGCCCACUAUAAGAAGGUCAAGAGCAUGAGAAAGAAGUAUUAA